CACGCAGUGCAGUUUCGAGUGAGGUGUCACAGAAUUACAGUGACUCUCAAGUUUUGAAACGUUUCCCUUCGUGUAGUGACCACGCAGUGAGUUUCGACGUACAACAUGCCGAAAUCGCGGGACACCUCACCGGCCUCGCACGACAGCUCGGCCCGCUCCAGCAAGGCGGACGAGGAAACGACCACGGCGCCCCCUCUUCUAGAAGUCCCGGAAGAGACGACUCAGUCCUCGCAGACCACACGCCCACGCUCGCCAGCACGCCUCUCCUCUGAGCUUCAGGUCCGCGCAAAGAUGCAGGAGGAACGCCUGGACACGAUGCUGUCCAUCGUGGAAGACUUGCAGGCAUCAACCGCGAAGGAGCCUCUGACCAUCAUCGCGUCAGAGGUGGAAAUUACGAAAACCACCCUGAUGGAGAUGCACUUGAUGUUCCAUCAAGAGCAUCAAGCCCUCAGCCGUCUGUGGCCGGUGUCACAGCUUGACCACGGCUAUUACAAAACGAAGGUGGCCUCGCAGGAGGAGAAGGUCGUACUGACGGCCCGAAAGCUGAUUGCUCAGCUGGAGCAUCGACUUGCACCCAGCACGACCACGCAGACCACGACGUCCACGCAGCCACUUGCAGCCAAAAGAUCACGCUUGCCUGAAAUUGCACUCCCCAAAUUCGAAGGGGAGUACAACAGAUGGCAGGCUUUUAAAUCUGCCUUCACAUCGGUGAUAAUGGAACGCGACGACCUCGCAGAAGUGGACAAGCUCCACUACCUCAAAGGAGCAGUUUCAGGCAACGCAGCCCACGUCAUUGCUCAUUUACCCGCUACAAACGAGGCCUUCCAAAAGGCCUGGAAGCUUCUCGAUGAGCGGUUUGAGAACAAGCGGCUCAAUGUCCAGUCCUACAUGGACCGGAUCUCUGAUUUGAAGCCAAUGAAGCAGCGAAGGGCCAGUUCGCUGAUCAAGAUGACGAACAUCAUCGGCGAAACGCAAGAGGCUUUGACCACGUUCGGGCUCAAUGAUCCUCACUCCUGCUUCUUACUGAACCACCUCGUCAGGCUGCUCGAUUCAGACACGCGAGAACGCUGGGAGUCUUCCUUGAGCGCUCAGACGGACUAUCCGACGAUGUCGCAGCUCACGACAUUCUUGCUGGGACGAGCCCGAACAUUGGAACAGCUGGAGCGGGUGGCCGAACAAAAGACGCCGCAGAACACGCAGACCACGUCAGGACGCCCCGCCAGUCGCGACAUCCGGCUGGUGCAACAGCGAGCUUCCGUCCACGCAGCCGCCGCAACGCAGUCCACGACAACGACGACCACGUCCUCUGCACGCCCACGCACCUCAGCGCUCUAUCCUUGUGCGCUCUGCGCCAAGGAUCAUUUCUUGACAUCGUGCCCUGCAUUCAGGGACAAAACCGUGGAUGAGCGGAUAACUGUGGUGAAGGCUCAGCAGUUGUGCGUGAACUGUUUGGGCCACCAUAAUCUGAGAAGCUGCCGUACAGCACAACGGUGUAAGCUCUGCAAUGAGCAGCACCACACGGCAUUACAUGGUGGCAACCUCAUCAGGGUGUUGGUGCCAUUCCCGCAGACCUCGCAGCCCGCGACCGCCUCCACGUCUUCGCAGCCCACGGCGAAGGCAUCACAGACCACGCAAACACAAUCAGCACAACAUUGAGAUGUUGGUGCAGUCGUCGACGCCCACGCAGCCUGCUCAGCCCACGCAUUAAAGGACCACGCAGCCCACGCAUUAAAGGACCACGCAGCCCACGCAUUCAGACCACGCAGACCACGGACCACACUUCUAGCAACAGCACUCGCAAGAGUGCACACCGACCUCGCAACGCAGCAAACCACUCGCAGUCACCGUUCAAGCACACGUGCUUACAAAGGUGACCACUUGCUUGCCAUCAGAACCACCAUCUCAGCCAACGCAGCCAUCGCACUUGGAGAAAUUGAACCUCGCAGAUCCUCAAUUUCUCGUCUCAAGACCGGUGGACAUCAUUCUCGGAGCGGACGCAUACGGGCAAGUCAUCAAGCCAAAUAUUAUUCGGAACACGUCAUCACCGUUGAUCGCUCAACUCUCGAUUUUCGGUUGGCUCAUAAUCGGGCCCCUCGAGGGCACUCAGACAAUUCGCAGGACUUCUCAUCAAGUGACAGUCAAUAAUACUGAUC
Messenger RNA from Osmia bicornis bicornis, 2153 nucleotides. RefSeq lists its product as uncharacterized. The transcript is spliced from 2 exons. Bases 106 to 1656 code for a protein of 516 amino acids. The record is from RefSeq and is a predicted model, not a curated record. NCBI's taxonomy places the organism in Eukaryota, Metazoa, Arthropoda, Insecta, Hymenoptera, Megachilidae.